Messenger RNA from Salvia miltiorrhiza (redroot sage), 3216 nucleotides. RefSeq lists its product as uncharacterized. The record is from RefSeq and is a predicted model, not a curated record. The coding region runs from base 1 to 3216 and encodes 1071 amino acids. The transcript is spliced from 6 exons. NCBI's taxonomy places the organism in Eukaryota, Viridiplantae, Streptophyta, Magnoliopsida, Lamiales, Lamiaceae.
AUGGUUCCUCGGCAUCAAAACUCUCGGGCUACUCGCCGACCUAACAUUUGGUUUUUAGCUCAUUCUUCUGUGGUUACUAAUAUUAUUCACUCUUCGGAGCAAGCUAUUAUUGCAGAUUGCAGUUGGCAGACUUUUCAUUUCCGGGUAGCAGUUGUUCAUGGUGCUAAUGAUCAGAUGAUUCGCCGGAAUUUGUGGGCGGAGUUGAUUUCGUAUUCUCAUGGGAAUACUGUGUUUAUUGGAGACUUUAAUGCCGUCAAGGGAGCUCACGAGAGAAUCAGCACGGUUAGGCCUUCGAGGAGUGCUUGCAGGGAUUUUUGUGAUUUUAUCGACGCUACUAAUUUUAUUGAGUCUCCCACGUCGGGCUUACAGUUCACCUGGUCUGGUAGGCGCCUCCUACCUCGGCAUGUUGAGUCUAGACUUGAUCGUGCUCUCUUCUCGGCCAGUUUUGCUGAUAUUUGGAAUGACAUUGUGACGCAUGCUCUUCCCCGUCUAACGUCAGAUCACUCUCAUCUAAUCUUUAAAUGUAAUUCGACUGAUAAUGCUAGUCGCCGUCCGUUUAAAUUUCUGAACAUGUGGGUGUCCCAUCCGAGCUUUCUUGAUAUGGUGAGUGCUUCUUGGUCUGCUGCCGUGGAAACUCGUUGCCCUAUCUACAGAGGUAUGGUCAAGCUCCGCAGGCUUCGCGGUGAUAUUCGUCUCUGGAAUCGUACUACUUUUGGGAACGUUGACAGGCAAAUUCAAGAGGACAUGAUACAACAACACAUCAUUGCUUACUUUUCCACUCUCUUCAACCAUGAUGGGAAUCCUACUGUUGACCGUGUUUUAUUGGAGGCAAUUAUCGAUGAUUGUAUCACUACGGAGCAGAACAACAGUCUUGUCUGCAUUCCUAACGAUGAUGAGAUUACCGCGGCGGUUUUUGGGAUGGACUCGAACAGCGCACCAGGUCCGGAUGAUCUGCGCCCGAUUAUUCUUUCUAAUUUCUUUUUUAAGAUCAUUUCGAAGAUUCUUGCUACUCGUUUGAGUCUGGUGGCGAAGACCACUGUCUCGGGUAAUCAAUUCGGUUUCAUUGGCGACCGUUCUAUCUAUGAUUGUAUUGCGCUGGGUUCUGAGGGUUUUAACUGCAUGAAUCGCACGGGUCGUAAAUCCAACAUGGCUUGCAAGAUUGACAUCAGCAAGGCGUUUGACACUAUGAGCUGGAGUUUUAUUAUUCAGGUGCUUCGGGUCAAUGGUUAUCAUGAGAAGUUUAUUACCUGGAUUUCUAUCAUCUUUCAAUCGGCUCGUAUCUCCAUUUUUUACAAUGGGAAAUUGAGUGGUUAUUUCGCUUGCUCAAGAGGGGUGAGGCAAGGGGACCCCCUCUCGCCAAUUAUUUUUGGCAUUGCGGAGGACGUGCUCAGCCAUCUUUUCAUAAAUUGUGUUAACUCACGACAUCUUGUUCCUAUGGAUUUCAGCCGCGGUGCUCACUUCCCGACUCAUCUGUUUUAUGCAGAUGACAUUUUGAUUUUCUGCAAAGCUUCGUGCAAAAAUGCACGCAAGAUUAAGGAGAUUUUGGACCUUUACGGUGAGAUUUCGGGGCAGAUCUGCAAUACCUCUAAAUCUAAUAUUUUCUUCUCCAAUGGCGUCACCAGCAAUAUGCGUGUGGGUAUCAAACGUGAACUCGGGUUCUCCUUGGGCACGCUUCCGGUUAAUUAUCUUGGUGUGCCGUUGUUUACUGGUCGCAUCCGUGCCUCUUAUCUGGCUGCUAUUCACGACAAAAUUGUGAAUAAAUUCUCCCGUUGGAAAGGUAUGCAUCUCUCCAUGGCCGGGUGCAUUUGCUUGGUUCGGUCGGUGAUUCAAAGUUCUGUGACUCAUUCCAUGAUGAUUUAUCGUUGGCCAAAGUCUUUGAUCCAUAAUCUGGAUAAAUGUUGUCGCAACUUUAUUUGGUCUGGUAGUGUGGAUACUAAACCUUCUUGCUCGGUGAACUGGUCGCGAGUUUGUGCUCCUCGUGUUGAAGGGGGUCUUGGAGUUCGUUCCUUCUCUGCUAUGAAUAGUAGUUUCUUGAUGAAGAUGGCCUGGAGGAUCAUUCAAGGUCAGGAUUAUGGUCCUUCCAUUCUUAAAACGCGUUAUCUCACCAAUUUUGGCUACGCUAAACCCUAUUUGGCUUCCUCUCCUUUUUGGACGAGCAUAAGGCAGCAUGUUGAUGAUCUGGUGGACAACUCUUAUGCGUACAUUGGGACGGGUAGGAAUACUUACUUUUGGAAGGAUGAUUGGCUGGGAUAUAAGUUGUUGGAUAGGCUUCGUAUUCCUCCUUUUAUGCAUAACUUUUUGAAUCAAGCUGUUGAGGAUUAUUAUUAUGAUGGUAUUUGGCAUUUCACAGAGGCGUUUGUUAUUAAUUAUCCGGACGUUGUGGUUGAUAUUCUUUUACUUCCUAUUGGUGAUGAAAGAGAUGCUAGAUUGUGGAAGUCGUCUGUCCAUGGAAAUGUCACGGCGGCCUUAGCCUAUGAUCGGCAAGGGCCUCAUUUUCCUGAGGUUAGAUGGGGACGCUGGAUUUGGGAGAAGUUCAUUCCGGAGAGGCGUUCUUUGAUCUGCUGGUGUAUUAUUCAUAAGCGCCUACCCACGUUCGAUGGUUUGAUGAGGAGGGGUAUGAUGGGGCCGAACAGAUGUGCGGUUUGCGGCAUGGCGGAGGAAAGUAUAAACCACCUGUUCUGGGAGUGUAAUUCGAUUCAGCCUAUCUGGAGGGAGUUCGCGAAUUGGUUUAACAAAGACUACUCUCAUUACAUGGAUAUUCAUUGCGUUCUUGUUGCCGCCUGGAACGAGAACUUCAGUUCGCAGAUCGUCACGGGAUUUCUUAAAGUUAUGUUUAAGGAAAUGGAUUUGAACUUUUCAAAGCUUGGGAACACCAACAAUUCUUGGUCGGAUUAUCUUGUUAUGCGUAGUAUUGGUGUGACGACUAGGGCGGCUCCUCCUCCCACCAUGAUUGAGGUUCACUGGUGGCCAGCCGUUGAUUACUGGGGUCCUUCGCAUUUGGGUGAGCUGGAUCUUUGGUUGGAAGGCGCUGGACUUUUUGUUUGGCUGUUGUUGUCGUUGUUUGCCUGGCUGGUUGCACGGCGGGGGCUGUCAAGCUUGCAUGGUCUCGGCAGCCGGCUGUGGCUGAAUGCUCUUUCUCUCGCUGUGGCUGUUGCCGACUGGUCUUCUCUUCGCAAUGGGAGUCUUGUGCGCGAGCUGCUCUUUGAGGUUUGGUAG